AUGCAAUCGCUCCGUCUCACUACGCCUACACUUCGCUCAGCUACGCGCGCCUUGUCGAUGCGCAUGUACUCCACUGGCUCGGACGCGCCUGCUGGCUCGAUCGCUAGGAGCAAGGGCUGGAACACUCGUGAGAAGGCUCAGGAGGACCAAUACAUUAUCCAGCACGAGAAGGAGAAGCUUGAGAAGCUCCGUGAGUCGAUGCACAAGCAGCAGAAGCUUGUCGACGACCUCUCGAAGCAAGAGAAGUCUGAAUCGAAGCCCUAA
Messenger RNA from Malassezia globosa CBS 7966, 264 nucleotides. RefSeq lists its product as uncharacterized. NCBI's taxonomy places the organism in Eukaryota, Fungi, Basidiomycota, Malasseziomycetes, Malasseziales, Malasseziaceae. Bases 1 to 264 code for a protein of 87 amino acids. Gene Ontology annotation, cellular component: mitochondrion. The record is from RefSeq and is a predicted model, not a curated record. The transcript is spliced from 4 exons. Gene Ontology annotation, biological process: negative regulation of ATP-dependent activity. Gene Ontology annotation, molecular function: ATPase inhibitor activity.